AUCGAUUGGAAAGUCCAUUUCAUUGUCAUAACUUAUCCAAUAUUCUAGGUAUUUCAUUCAGAUAUGUUUCUUGAAUGUUCAAAAAUAGUGUUGAAAUAUGUUUUACCAGUGGAUUACUAUCUAUCUCUUAAAUGUUUGCGUCAGUCUACCAGUGGUUUAAUAAGAUCUCUGGAAAUUGUAUUGAAGUGGAUAUUCCUGCUAGUUCUGUUUUUCGAUAUAAAAAUAUUCAUCACUGUGUGUUCCAAGAAUUACCAUCAUGAGAUGGUCGAUUUUUUCAGUUGUUUCGUCAUCAAUAUAUUUCAAAUAGUCUGUACCAUAAUUACUUUUUAUUCAGAUGAAGAAAUGGAGAAUAUUAUGUCCUUAGAGAAAACAACUUUAACGAAAACUCUAAAAGAAAAAUUGGUUAAAACAAAGACACUCAUUACAGUCCUUUACAUAAUCGACUGUACCCUUGUAACCCUUUAUAUCUCAGUCUGGAUGAGUUCAAACCUACGAAAAGGUGGAGACUUAAUGACAGCAGUCAUUUCUUCAUGUUUCUGGGAAUAUACUGAAAUACUGAAAACUACCAAAGUAUUAAAAUUUUGUGCGUCCCUGUCGAUAAUAGGUGUUAUAAUAGACAAUACAUCAGAAAACUUCAAGAAGAAAAGGUGCAAAAACAUUGAAGAUUUCAAACUGUUUGUAGAUCAGUACAAUGAAUACUCGAUGAUCACAAAUGAAGUUUGUUUAAAUAAUGAAAAAAUUGUUUUAUGUGUUGCUAAUAGGGAUCUGUUUUUGUCUACGUUUUUGGUAUUCCGUAUUAUAAUAAGAAGACAUACAUUUAAUACUGGAAUGUGGGGUAUGAUGUCAUUCAAAAGGAUGACCGAACUAUUUCUUCACUGCUUCUAUAUCAAACGCAAGAUGAAUGGAAUGAAAAAUAUUAUCAUUUCUCAUUUCCCAACUCUACCGAAAGCAACACAAAAGGAGAUUAAUCCUUUUCUACUUGAAAUGCUUCACCAGAAAAGAAUAGUGAACAUAAAAGGAUUUUUCGAUAUUAAUGGGGAGCUUAUAAUGGCUAUUGUUGGUACUAUUUUUACCUAUACUCUGAUGUUGAAUCAGUUGGAGGGGAUAAUGCAUAAUAAGAUAAACUGAUUCGAAAUGUGAUUAUGAAAUGGAUGGAGUCAUCGUUAUAGAAUCACAAACAAUAAUCCAAUAGUCUGAAAAUCUCAAAUAGCUCCACCUGCACACCUUCUCUUCUUCUUUGAAAGCUUGGUUGCUUCCACUCCUGGAUAUAGACCUCCCCAUGAAUUUUCCAACUUACUGGAUCUUGUGCCGAGUGGUGCCAACAUCGUCCAACCUCUGCUCUGCUAUCAUACCUCUCUAUCGAAAAUUUCAAAUUUUAUAGAAGCGCAAGUUGCAUUAUAUGGUUGUAAUAACGGAUAUUCCUAAUGAACUUUUUAUGU
Harmonia axyridis is the source of this 1439-nucleotide messenger RNA. RefSeq lists its product as uncharacterized. Gene Ontology annotation, cellular component: membrane. Lineage: Eukaryota; Metazoa; Arthropoda; Insecta; Coleoptera; Coccinellidae. Gene Ontology annotation, biological process: sensory perception of taste. Bases 64 to 1128 code for a protein of 354 amino acids. The transcript is spliced from 3 exons. The record is from RefSeq and is a predicted model, not a curated record.